Python bivittatus (Burmese python) is the source of this 761-nucleotide messenger RNA. NCBI's taxonomy places the organism in Eukaryota, Metazoa, Chordata, Lepidosauria, Squamata, Pythonidae. The record is from RefSeq and is a predicted model, not a curated record.
UCCCUCUUUCUCUAUGGUUGACGGGCUGGAGGAAGACUACGCCGGCGAGGGGGGUGCUUUGGCGCUGGAACUGCUUCUGUCAUGCGGUUUCGUGCUAAGAUUAUAGACGUUGGAUGUCUCAAUCAUUUCAGUCGUGUGAUAAACACAAUUGCCAAGUUAGCUAAAACCUGUACCCUACGGCUUACUUUGGAUAAGCUUUACUUCACCCUCAGUGACAAAGUAGCAAAUGGAGGUGUUAGCAUGUGGUGUGAGCUUAACCAGGGGAACUUCUUUGAUGAAUUCCAGAUGGAAGGUGUUUCUGCAGAAAAUAAUGAAAUUUAUUUAGAGCUGGCAUCGGAAAACUUCUCCAGAGCCUUUAAAACUGCUCAGAAUGCCAAGGCAGUGAAAAUCAAAUUAACGAAUAAGCAUUGCCCUUGCCUUACAGUAGCUGUGGAACUGCCUUCCUUGUCAGGCAGUAGUCGCAUUGUGACCCAUGACAUUCCUGUAGGGGUUAUUCCAAGAAAGCUGUGGAAUGACUUCAGAGAACCCAGGGUGCCCGACUUUGAUGUCAGUAUUUAUCUACCUGUGCUGAAGACCAUGAAAAGUGUUGUGGAGAGAAUGAAAAAUCUCAGCAAUUCUCUUGUAAUACAAGCAAAUCUAAAUGGAGAGAUGAAAUUGAAAAUAGAAACUGAUCUAGUGUGUAUUACAACUCACUUUAAAGAGCUUGGAAAUCCUCCAUGGGGUAAGCGUUUUACUUUUUUUGUCAGACCUUGAGAGAUUUC